AUGACGGACGAGCAGGAGCUCGAGCUGGACGAGCAGGAGCUCGAGCUGGACGAGCAAUUGGCGUCCCGCCAGCCGCUACUGGAACAGCACGAUGCUUUAAUUAAGAAGAAGAAGACAAAGCCGUGGUAUCGUCGUCGUCUAGUAAUGAUCUCGGGCGCUGUAUUACUUCUCUUGGGCAUCAGUUACACUCUCAUCUCGAGUCAAAUCUCUCGCAUUGCUUCCCAAGCCAUUACAGACACGGUUAUGCACGUGACAAAGAUGGAUCUGAGUCAUCCAGAAUCUACAUCUGUAACGCUAAAUCUGAGUCUGAGUCUCGAGGUGAUGUCGUCGUUCCCUGCGACGGUAGACGCCACGACGUUUGUUAUUGCGUACCAGGACGUUAUAGUUGGAAGUUUUCAAGCCCCUGUGAUGCACAUGAGACACGGUAUGAAUGAACUGGUUUUUUCGAAUUCCACGCUCGAGAUUCAGGACAAAAAGGCUUGGAACCACUUUGCAGGAGACAUGAUGAAACUCUCUCAGAUUCAGUAUCAGAUUAGCAGUUCUCUGAUCAUUCACGUUCGACUAUUGAGAGGACUUGUGACCUUUAGUGCGUCAGAUAUUCCGUUGCACAAGAGUAUGACGUUGAAGGGGAUAAAUGGACUUCAAGACAUGCAGAUUGCUCAGGUAAACAUGGAUAAUUCGACGCAGAAAAAGGUGUUGGCAACGAUCAAGACGUGCAUUCGUAAUCCAUCGAUCACGACGAUUCGACCGGUGGGAGCACUAUGUCUAAAUGCUCAUUAUCCACGAUUAGGGGAGGGUACGUUGGUGGCGCACUUGAGAACAUCGGCGGAUACGGGUUUGUCGAUUGCUGACGGACAACCGUCGCAUCCGUUCUGUGCGUCGUUACAGGGGACGACGGACAUGAGCAAGGGGUAUAAUUUGCUGGAACUGCAGGGACAAAUGCUCGGCGUGAACUCGGAAGCGAUUAGUGGACUGAUUACCAAAUAUUUGAGCAAUGUGUCGGCAGCGCUUACGGUCGUAAUGUGUGAGUCUCGGGCCUCAUCGGUGGACUUGUACAACCAAGCAAUGAAGAACUUGACGAUCAAAAGCUUACUGCCGCCGCAGAAAGACCCACUUGUUGAGAAUAUAUUUCUCCAAGGUAUUUCCUUGUAUCCUCCCGCAGAGGGCAAGGAGAACGAUAUUGUACGGCUUGAUACUGCAGUAUUGGUAGAAGCGACGAGUCCGUUAGGACCUAGUUCAGUUUUGACGGUCACGGAUGUGCACAUGAACGUGAGUCUUACUGGCGCUGGCUUGGCUCUAGGGACGCUGUCAACGGUGUCCGUUGAUAUUAUUGACGGAGAACUAGUUGGUCGACGCAAUAUUUCAGUCGAUUGUUUGACGAAGCUUGACUUUGCGGAAGGGGGAAAGGCCUUUGGCAAGUUCGUUCGAGCAUCCGUCGUGAAGGAGAAGGUUUCGUUGACUCUUGCUGGAAACAUGGAUGUGGUUUGCCAAGGAGCUUUAGGAAAACUCAAGCUGUUCGGCUUGUCUCUUCACGCCAUCGCUUUGUUGAGUGGAAUGAAUAAUUUUAAAAAUGUGACUGUCGAGAGUUUUAGUCUACCAGGAACUGGUAGCACGAUAGAACACGAAGAACCGAUUCAGACUCAAGUUCAAAUUCGUAACCCGUCUGUAUUUACAGUGUCUAUUGGUACAUUCUGGAUGGAUUUGAGUUUGAAUGCAUCCCGAGAGAAGUUUGGAGAACUUCAUGGUACGAUGCAUCUGGCCCCUGGAAGGAACAGGCUGGAUAUGAACGGUCACUUGAAGCCGAUCAAGGACGCGACAGGCCAAGUGAGUGACGCCGUGGCCGAUUUUUUUUCUAGGUAUCUGAAUGGAAAUAGCUCGCAAGUUGUUGUUAAAAUUACAGGCACGCAGUACAGCAAUUGUAUCUGGAUGCGGGAGGCGCUGGUGGGAUUAACGAUUGGAACUAGCUUUCCAGGAGUCGGGAAGGGCUUCCAGAUGAUCUCGGAAAUUAAGAUGAAACAGCUUGAUGUUAUUUUAGACAAGUCUCCGCCUGGUGAGAGAGGGCCGACGACCAAUACGCGUAUGCAGGUUCGUGCAGAUAUGAAAGCGAGUGUGAAGAUGCCACACACCAUUGGCAUUCCAUUGCAGAUUUCAAAUCUGUCGAUUGCAGUUACCCUCGAAAAUGAAAAUAGUCAGCACCUUGGCUCAUUAGUUUCUGCCCGUGAGACCUGUGAAUUCAAUCAGUCGGAUCAUGGUGCAUUCCUAUUGAAUAUGAGCCACUAUUAUCCGAUUGGUUUUAACAACUACGAUGACGUCGGGCAUAUGUCUGGUUUUAUUAAAGACUUGCUCACGAAGAAUGAAAGUAUCAUGAUGCGACUGAAAAGCGACUUGGGUGCGAACCAAGGAGCGUUUCCGGAUAUUAUAACGAGAAUGGGGAUGCUUGCUCUUCGUAACAUUCCGGUUGCUGGUGCACCGCUCAUUCCAGCAAUGGAUUCUUUUCGCCAUCCGCCGGUCAAGAUCCUUAGUGUCGACAUUCAGCAAGGGUCUAAGCAGUCGAUGAUCAUGUCGAUGGAAUUUUCUCUACAAAAUCCCUCUAUUGUGCUAGCAAAGCUGGGCUCGCUCGCGCUGGAUGUGUUUUUCGAUGGAGUUCGAAUGGGCUCUGCAAUGAUCUCAGAUUUUAGUCUGAAUUGCUGCGACAAGCUGACGAUUCUCCGAGGUAGUUUUGAAUACAAACCGCUGCCAAGUGAUCUUGCAACUGCAGAAAGGUUCCUGUCGAACUUCGUGUCCGGCUACUACACGCACGGGGCUGCUCAGGAGAUUGUUAUCAAAGGAUCCGCAGCAAGCACGUCACUCGAUCUACUUCGACCAGCGCUGAAGGUUCUUUCGAUCCCCUCGAAAUUGCCUACUUUGGCCGAGAUGUUUCCAUUAACGCCAACUCUUGUCACUUCAUCGUUGUUAUACAUUCCGCCAAUUUUCCAUCCGACGCAUAUCCCCAUAUCUCUUGAGCUGCGAAAUCCGUUUAGUGAAAGUAUUAUGGUUACAGCAAUUGACAUGGAGCUGUACCCUUGUGAAGACCAGAUUUUAGGUGGUGACGGCAAAUUGGUGUGCAAGAAGUACUUUGACAACUCUCUGGCUCGGUUCGCUCCUGCAGUGUUCCAUCCGAUUUUUAUCCCUGCAAAUACCAAUAGCUGCUUCUCAUGCUGUCGUGGCUCAUGCUGCGACGAUCAUGUGAAGUUAUGUCCACAUGCAUCGGUUGAUAAGUGUAUGAACGCUGCCGUGCAGAGCUUGUUGAGCCCGGAGGCCAUUGCGACAAUAAUCCAUACGCUGGCAGGUGGAUUACUGAUGAGAAUCAACGGUACAAUCGGAGCAUCGAUCGGUGACUAUGCUACGCAUCUGAUGUACCAGCAAGAUGAUCUCUUCGUCGCGAUGGCCAAGUAG
Messenger RNA from Peronospora farinosa, 3435 nucleotides. Lineage: Eukaryota; Oomycota; Peronosporomycetes; Peronosporales; Peronosporaceae. The record is from the annotation of a GenBank genome assembly.